CAGCUAGCGACGGCAGUAUUCAGGGGAAAGGUCGCAGCUGUGUCCGGUUCUUAUGUUCACCUCGCAUUGAUUCAGAGUGCCAAAACAAAGAUAUCAGUGGGAAGGUUUCAUCCGACAGCGGUGGGUCGUUGAAUAAGCAUCAUGGCACUCCUCAGAGGUGUAUUUAUUGUAGCUGCCAAGCGCACUCCAUUCGGUACAUAUGGUGGCGUGUUGAAGGACCACAGUGCAACAGACUUGGCUGAGCAUGCAGCCAAAGCUGCCCUCGCUGCAGGGGGCGUGGCACCAGAGCUCGUAAACAGUGUCAUCAUGGGAAAUGUCAUGCAGAGCUCAGCCGACGCCCCCUACAUUGCUCGUCAUGUGGGUCUGAGGUGUGGUGUUCCUAUCCCAGUGCCUGCUCUCACUGUGAACAGACUGUGUGGAUCUGGUUUCCAGGCCGUCAUCAGUGGUGCUCAUGAGAUUUGCCUGAAGGAGUCAGAGGUGGUCCUGUGUGGAGGCUCAGAGAGUAUGAGCCAGGCCCCGUACGCUGUUCGCAACAUCCGAUUUGGUACAAAGUUUGGAGUCGAUCUCAAGCUAGAGGACACUUUGUGGGCGGGUCUGACUGACCUGCACAUCAAAAUCCCGAUGGGCAUCACGGCAGAAAACCUGGCAGAGAAAUACCAGAUCACACGAGAAGACUGUGACAACUAUGCAUUCCAGACGCAGCAAAGGUGGAAGGCUGCUCAUGAGGGUGGUCACUACACAGCAGAAAUUGCUCCCAUUGAUGUGAAAGCAAGGAAAGGCAAGGUGUCCAUGGCUCAGGAUGAACACCCUCGGCCGCAGACCACACUAGAACAGAUGGCCAAACUGCCUCCUGUCUUCAAGAAGGGAGGGACUGUUACUGCUGCCAAUGCUUCGGGUGUAUCUGACGGUGCUGCUGCAUUGGUGAUUGCAAGUGAAGAUGCGCUGAAAGAGCACAAGCUCACUCCUUUGGCCAGAAUUGUAGCCUAUCAUGUGUCAGGCUGUGACCCGAGCAUUAUGGGAAUUGGUCCCGUUCCAGCUAUCACAGAAGCUCUUAAAAAAGCCGGCCUGACUCUCAACGACAUGGAUGUAGUGGAGGUGAAUGAGGCUUUUGCCUCUCAGUACCUGGCUGUCGCUAAGGCCCUCGGACUGGACCCAGAGAAAAGCAACGUUAAUGGUGGCGCUAUUGCCAUAGGACAUCCUCUCGGUGCUUCUGGAGCACGCAUCACUGCUCACCUGGUUCAUGAGCUCAGGCGACGAGGAGGCAAGUACGCUGUUGGCUCUGCCUGCAUCGGUGGUGGUCAGGGUAUCGCCAUUGUUCUCGAGAAUUACUGACUGAAGAAACUGCCAGUAUCGGAUCAAUUCCUGUCGAAGAAUGUCCCACACUCACAUGAAAUAGAAUUAAGUUGACACGUGUUAAAAAGAGAUUUUUUUCUGCUUACUCUUGUUGCUUAUUUCAGCCUAUUUAUACAAAAAUACACACUAAAUGUUUCAGUCAAGGUUUGCCUUGGGAGCCCUGUUAAGAUAAAGAGCUAACUCAUGUUUCUGAUCUUUGUCCCAGAGUACAGCAAGAGUCUGUUUCUGUGUGUGCCUGAAAUACAGUGGUAGCUCCUUGGUCACAUUAACCCAUGUAGCAAAUUAUUAACUCAUAAAGUACAGUUUUUUGUUGGGUUAUAGUGAGGUUUACAGGAACUCUGAAAUAUGAUGUUUGCCUUAAAAUGCUCUCUAUCACGCCUUUAUCAGGGAUUAGUACUGUGAUGGCUCCCGCAAAAGACUGAUUUUGUAUUUCUAUGUCAGAGAAUCUCAAUAAAUUGCAUUUUGAAAAAAGAAGAGAA
Seriola aureovittata is the source of this 1832-nucleotide messenger RNA. RefSeq names its product acetyl-CoA acyltransferase 2 (gene acaa2). The transcript is spliced from 10 exons. Gene Ontology annotation, biological process: fatty acid beta-oxidation. Bases 142 to 1332 code for a protein of 396 amino acids. Lineage: Eukaryota; Metazoa; Chordata; Actinopteri; Carangiformes; Carangidae. The record is from RefSeq and is a predicted model, not a curated record. Gene Ontology annotation, molecular function: acetyl-CoA C-acetyltransferase activity.